Trichosporon asahii var. asahii CBS 2479 is the source of this 2028-nucleotide messenger RNA. RefSeq lists its product as uncharacterized. Gene Ontology annotation, molecular function: MAP kinase tyrosine/serine/threonine phosphatase activity; protein tyrosine/threonine phosphatase activity. Gene Ontology annotation, cellular component: cytoplasm. The record is from RefSeq and is a predicted model, not a curated record. The transcript has 2 exons. Lineage: Eukaryota; Fungi; Basidiomycota; Tremellomycetes; Trichosporonales; Trichosporonaceae. Bases 1 to 2028 code for a protein of 675 amino acids. Gene Ontology annotation, biological process: negative regulation of MAPK cascade.
AUGACCCCGCAACACGAACCGGCACCCUUGCCAUCAACAGAUCUGAUGCUGUCAGCUCUAUCCCCGACUACAUCAAUCAACCUUUCCCCUCUUGUCGGGACGCAUUGUCGCCUGCCCCCGGUCGCCGCGCCUAGGCCCCGGCCGACCCUGCCUCGACUGCGCAUCGUCACCUGCUCCGCGCCGAGCUCGCCGAUAGCGGUCUCCUCUGCGAUCGACUGGCCUCUGAGCGCCUCCGUGGCGGAGCUGAGCAGUAAGAAGCGCCAGUCACCAGAGCCCCUCGAGGACUUGGAUGAACGUGCGCCCAAGUCCGCAAAGGUCGUGAAGCGCGUUCGAUUUAUUGUCCCGAGCAACAGCAAGCGCGACAGCAGGCCUUGCACGCCUCUAGCAAAGGCAAACCUAAUCCGUGAAGCUUGUCACAGCCCCAGCCCCUGCCCCAGCCCGUCCAGCCUCUCUGACGCGGCCUCUGACGACAUGCGUUCACCACCAUCACCGUUGCGGUCAGUCGACGCGCCGUCGUCGCUGCUCUCCUCCAUGCAGGGUGUCAAGCUGCGCUCCAUGUCGCCAGACGAGCGGGCACCUGGUUCGCCACCAUCACCAACGUCAACGUUCAACGAUUCCAACUCUAACCCUAGCAGCUCUGCUUCCUCCUCAACGUCCUCUUCACCUCAACGGCUACCGCCUGUGUUGCAUCUGAAGCGUGGCAACCCGAAGGGCUUGCAGCUGUCGCUGGGCGCUUCGUCGUUCCACAAUAGCACCAACGCAUCAACACCGACACCGACCGGCUGUGCGUCGCCGAUAAGCCCUUUCUUCCCCACGCAGACGCCGGCAACGCCGACGUUCACCGGCGGCGGUUCGCUCGGUCCCCGCUCUGGUGGCAAGAAGGGCAACGCCCGCCGGCCGAGUCUCCUGUCUCUCAUCACCCAUCCCCCGGGCGGCGCCAGUGACGUGCCGCCGACACCAGGACCGAGCUCCGGUUACGGACGGCGGCAUAGUCGCAUGCGCAGCGCCGGAUCCAGUGGAGCGCCUUCAUCUCUUCCGCUCGGCUCUGUCGACGAGUACGCGAGCAGUGCCUCGAGCGGCCCCAUGCUGUCACCAUCAAUGUCCUCGGGUGAUAGCCUGUCAACACCUUCAUCAACACCACCCGGCAGCUCGGGCUCGGAGCGCGAGUUCCCGCACAUGCUGGAGCCGUACAAGGACGGCCCCAUCGAGAUCGUGCCGGGCGUCUGGCUCGGAGCAGAGGAGAGCGUCUUCCACUGGGACGUGUGGACGCAGGGCGCUUCCGAGGUCGGCGUCGUGAACGUUGCGCAGGAGAUUGACAACCCGUUCGACCCGCGCACCGACCUCGCCAACUACACCUGGAUCUCGCCUCGCGGCAAGGACAAGGUGACCCUCAGCACACACCCCGGUACACCGUCGCACCCGCCUGUCGCUUAUACGCACCUCCGCUGGUCGCACGGCGAGGGCGGGCUGGCUGACCUUCCCGCCGAUGCCGAGCUUGGCGACAUUGUCAACCCCUCCGCCGCUGCCCCGAAUGUCCAGUGGCGGUUCUGGGAGGCUAUUAGGUGGAUGGAGGCGCGUCGCCGCGCGGGCGUUCCCGUCAUCAUUCAUGCCACCCUCACUGUCGCAUAUGUCAUGACGCUCGCCGCCUCGGGACAGUUCCCCGAGCUCCUCGGCCACCUGCACACGAUGCAGGACGCUUAUGACUUUGUCAAGGCGCGUUCGCCCUGGAUCGGCCCGAACGUGAGCCUCGUCUUCCAACUUGUCGAGUUUGCGCGCAACCUGUCCUCCCUCCUGAGCCGCCAUGUGUCGCAGCACGGCAUGACGUGGGAGACGCGCUGGCCCACUCUCGUCGACAUCGAGAGCGAGGACGCGUGGGCGAAGCGCAGACGCGAGUUUGGCGACGAGCCGCAGGAGGAGGAGUCGAGGCGCAAGCGCGAGGAGAGGGAAGAGGAGGCGCGCCGCCUCGACGAGGCCAUGGUCGAGCGCCAGCGGGGACGGAUCAGCCCCAGCGACUCCUUGCGAGCGUGA